Molecule: messenger RNA, 1271 nt
Organism: Prosopis cineraria
Lineage: Eukaryota; Viridiplantae; Streptophyta; Magnoliopsida; Fabales; Fabaceae
Product: annexin D3-like
Exons: 6
Coding region: 15-1124 (369 amino acids)
Cellular component (GO): cytoplasm
Molecular function (GO): calcium ion binding; calcium-dependent phospholipid binding
Source: RefSeq, a predicted model, not a curated record
UCUGAUCGACAGUUAUGAGUAGUUUUUUUCCCCUCUCGUCCGGACUCUCAGUGAAUGAGAAACAGACGAAACAGAACAAGGCUGGAUUUUCUCAAAAAUUAUAUAACUUGGGAUUUUCUAAUCACCAAAUACUCAUUUCCUGGAAGAGAGAAAAAUCUCUGACAGAAAUGAGCACCCUUAGAGUCCCAGAGAUUGUUCCUUCUCCCACCCAUGAUUGCGAGCGACUCCGAAGGGCUUUCGAAGGAUUUUUGACGGAUGGGAAGGAAGUAAUCUGGGUAUUAGGACACCGGAAUGCCAGGCAAAGGAAGGAAAUCAGAGAAACUUACCAGCAGCUAUUCAAUGAAUCACUCAUUGAUCGCCUUCAUAAAGGGCUCUCCAGCAAUUUCAGAGAUGCAGUAAUUCUGUGGACAUAUGACCCUCCAGAAAGGGAUGCACACCUAGCAAACAAGGCAUUGAAGGAUAGGAAAAAAGAUGUGACACACCUACAGGUCCUGGUUGAAAUUGCAUGUGCAUCCACUCCUAACCAUCUAAUGUCUGUGAGGGAGGCUUACUGCUCUAUCUUUGAUUGCUCGCUUGAAGAGGACAUUGCAUCCUGUGUUUCUCAGCCCAUCAGAAAGCUUCUAAUGAGUCUAGUGAGAUCCUAUAGAUAUGACAAGGAAGCUGUAAACUUGGAGAUAGUAGAGUCAGAGGCAUCAAUGCUGCACGGAGCAGUCGACUCAAAGCAAUUAGACGAUGAAAACCUGAUUUGGGUACUUAGCACCAGGAAUUUUUUCCAGCUCCGGGAAACUUUUGCAUGCUACAAGAAACUUUAUGGGAUUGCAUUGGAAGAGGACAUAAAAAAAUGUGGUAAUGGUGAUUUGGAAUCUCUUUUGAAUGUGGUAUUAUGGUGUGUGGAACGCCCUGAGAAACAUUUUGCAAAGGUUCUGAGAGAUUCUAUAAUUGGGCUUGGAACUGAUGAAGAGUCUCUAAACAGAGCUGUGAUAAAUCGAGUUGAGAUUGACAUGUUGAGAGUGAGAGAGGAAUAUGCUAACAUGUACCAUGAAGAUCUUGAAGGAGCAAUCGUCAGGGAUACUUCAAGUGACUACAAAGAGUUCUUGAUGACUCUGCUUGGCAAGAGAAUUUGAUGAUCAAUCACAAAUGAUGGGCAUGAGAAUUCUCAUAAAUUGGAAAUUUAUUGGUAGGGGCAAUUUAGUUAUCACAAUUAUUUUUCUUUUACAAAGAAAGUACCUUCAUCCUUCGAAGUAAUUUUAGAAAUCUGCGAUCUUUUAGCA